Molecule: messenger RNA, 1218 nt
Organism: Mycetomoellerius zeteki
Lineage: Eukaryota; Metazoa; Arthropoda; Insecta; Hymenoptera; Formicidae
Product: odorant receptor 22c-like
Exons: 8
Coding region: 1-1218 (405 amino acids)
Biological process (GO): sensory perception of smell; detection of chemical stimulus involved in sensory perception of smell
Cellular component (GO): plasma membrane
Molecular function (GO): olfactory receptor activity; odorant binding
Source: RefSeq, a predicted model, not a curated record
AUGUCAAAUUUGAAACGUGCAUCAAAAGACAACAGACCGAAAAAAUAUAACGAUUAUAGUUUACAAUAUAGUCGAUGGUUUCUCAAGUCGAUUGGUGCGUGGCCACAAAUAAAUACACCGAGUCCAGGGCGCAAAAUAAUGAUAUUACUCCAAAUUUUCAUUUGUUCAAGCAUAAUAGCAAUAACAACGAUACCGUGUAUCUUCUAUGUGUUAUUUGAAGCAGAGAAUAUCCAGAAAAAACUAAGUACCAUAGGACCAUUCAUCAAUAGAUUUAUGAGCACGAUACAUUACUGGGUGUUGCUGAAGCGUAGCAACGACAUUCAAAAAUUAAUACGACACAUGGAGAAAGACUGGAGUCUCGUGCAAAAGAUCAAUGAUCACAAAGUGAUGCUGCAACAUGCCAAGUUCGGUCGUUUCGUUACUAUAAUUUGUGGGAUAAUGAUGCAGGGCGGUUGUCUACUGUUCAGCUUAUUGCAAUCAAUGAAAACUGUUACCAUGAUCAUCGGCAACGAAACUUUUACAACGCAUCCACUGACGUGUCCGAUUUACAGCAAAAUAGUAGGAAGCGUUGGAUUAAAUAAAUUCGCAUUAGUUCUGCAAAACCUGGUAAUAUUAAUAAUAAGUUCCUGUACAGUCGGGGGUUGCAGUCUGGCUGCUGUUUUCGCGAUACAUGCUUGUGGUCAGUUGAACGUGCUGUACGCGUGGCUACAUGAACUAGUUGAAAACCAAGAGAAGGAAAAUGAUAAAGCUCAACAAAGACUGGCUGCUAUCGUAGAACAUCAUCUUAGAAUAUUGAGGUAUAGAACAGAAACCAAGAGCUUUACAAUAAAACCAGCUUUUGUGGAAUUAACGGGGUGCACGAUAGUAAUGUGCUUGAUUGGAUAUUACACUGUUACGAUUUGGGAAACACUUGAUAUGGCAAAACUAAUAUCUUACCUUUUUCCAUAUUUAUCAAUGAGCUUCAAUAUUUUUAUAUUCUGCUACAUCGGAGGAAUUGUCACAGAACAGUGCAAACUUGUUGGAGAAAUGGCAUAUAUGACUGAUUGGUAUAACUUACAUCACACAACUGCACGUGGUCUCAUUUUGAUUAUUGCCCGAUCGAAUAACGUAGUUAAGAUCACAGCGGGAAAAUUAUUCCAUUUAUCCAUCGCUACUUUUGGUGAUGUAAUUAGAACAUCGGUCGUAUAUUGCAAUUUUUUGCGAACAAUGACUAUGUAA